Messenger RNA from Nylanderia fulva, 2699 nucleotides. It is a transcript of the gene scalloped, whose product is annotated as TEA domain transcription factor 1 homolog scalloped. The record is from RefSeq and is a predicted model, not a curated record. Gene Ontology annotation, molecular function: DNA-binding transcription factor activity, RNA polymerase II-specific; RNA polymerase II cis-regulatory region sequence-specific DNA binding. Gene Ontology annotation, cellular component: transcription regulator complex. Lineage: Eukaryota; Metazoa; Arthropoda; Insecta; Hymenoptera; Formicidae. Gene Ontology annotation, biological process: hippo signaling; embryonic organ development; regulation of transcription by RNA polymerase II.
ACAUUAUAUUUUCAUUAGCCAUUAACUCAACUCGCAUACAAUUACACGGUAGUAAAAUGAGAUUGCCGAUGUCAUUGUCAAAUUUUUUGGCUAUUAACGAAGUUAUGCAGAUACGUAAUGGAUCGAGCAAUGACACAACGCAUUUAAUUAAUAAGCGUAGUCGUUAUUCAUCUUGUAUUUUAAUUUAUAUUAUCCGCGUAUUUUAAAAUAUGUACAUUGGUAUUUGUCAAAAUGCGUAAUUCGCGAGUUUUAUUCCAUUAUAUAUUUGUUAUAAAAACGAUCAACGAAAUGACAAAGUAAUUAAUCUCGAAUUUGCGGACAUUUAUCUUUAAUAAUUUUAAUUUAUUCGUAUUAUACGAGAGAGAAAAAUUAUCCUCUAGUGUAAGUUUGUACUAUUUGUUAACAUUGCUAUGACGAGUUGGAGUGUGAACCUGACCUACCCUAACCGCACAAUUUUCGAGCGUUGUGUGAUUAGUUUCAUUUGACACGUAAUUUUCGCGUUAUUCUCCUGUCGUAAUAUAAUAAAGUGGUGUCACGUGCGAUUAACAUCGAAAGUAUAAUACAAAGUGCUGCGUGAUCGUAUUCUGUUGAUUACUGAAGCGCGUGAAUAUAAUUAUGUGUAUUUUCCCGAGUGAGUGUUGAAGUGUCAUGAACAGCAAAAGAUGAAAAAAAGAGGAGAAAACCUGGGAUGGCAUCAGGUAACGAUGGAGCAAUCGUGGAAUCAACGUUGUGUACACUACAACUCCGCCGUUGCGCAUCGUACCGGCAGUGCGGUGGCUGCAGCCGACACCAUUUCCGCACCGUGGACCCCCGCGAGUUCCGGGCCGCCGCCCGACGCCAACGGCUCCGGCUCGGAUACGAAGAACCUCGACGUUGGCGAAAUUAGCGAUGACGAGAAGGACCUGUCGGCAGCGGACGCGGAGGGUGUGUGGUCGCCGGAUAUCGAACAGAGCUUCCAGGAAGCUCUUACCAUAUAUCCGCCAUGCGGUCGACGCAAAAUCAUCCUUUCCGACGAAGGGAAGAUGUACGGUCGCAACGAGCUGAUUGCCCGUUAUAUCAAAUUGAGGACCGGUAAGACGAGAACGCGAAAACAAGUAUCUUCGCACAUACAAGUUCUCGCGAGAAGAAAACUCCGGGAAAUACAGGCAAAACUCAAAGUGGAUCAUGCCGCCAAGGAGAAGGCACUCCAGACAAUGUCGAGCAUGUCGAGCGCCCAGAUAGUAUCAGCUGGAAGUGCGAUACACAACAAGAUGCCCCCCGCUCUCGUGGGGCCCCUUGCCCUUGCUUCCACCCCUGUCUCCUAUCCCGGAGCGCAAUUUUGGCAACCAGGUCUACAGCCUGGAACGUCCCAAGAUGUCAAGCCGUUCCCUCAACCUGCCUACACCGGGAAACCGGCGACGGCGGUCUCGAGCGGUGACAUAGUCCAGGCACAACCUCCACCGCCCUGGGAAGGACGCGCCAUCGCGACUCACAAACUUAGGCUUGUCGAGUUCUCGGCCUACAUGGAGCAGCAAAGAGACCAGGAGAUUUACCACAAACACCUGUUCGUCCAUAUAGGAGGUUCUGCAACCUAUGCGGAUCCACUCUUGGAGGCGGUCGAUGUUAAGCAGAUAUACGACAAAUUUCCUGAAAAGAAAGGUGGUCUCAAAGAACUUUACGAUAAAGGACCACAGGCGGCUUUCUUCCUCGUUAAGUUUUGGGCUGAUCUCAAUAGUAACAUCCAAGACGAAGCUGGAGCAUUUUAUGGCGUCACAAGCCAAUACGAGAGCAACGAGAACAUGACGAUAACGUGUUCGACGAAAGUGUGCUCAUUUGGAAAGCAGGUGGUGGAAAAGGUGGAAACGGAGUAUGCCAGGUUUGAAAACGGCAGGUUUGUUUACCGUAUUAGCCGUUCACCUAUGUGCGAGUAUAUGAUUAAUUUCAUCCACAAACUGAAGCACCUGCCAGAGAAGUACAUGAUGAACAGCGUUCUCGAAAACUUCACCAUCCUCCAGGUUGUCACGAACAGGGAUACGCAGGAAACAUUACUGUGCACAGCAUAUGUGUUUGAAGUGUCGACUUCUGAACACGGUGCUCAGCACCACAUAUACAGAUUGGUCCAAGACUAGCCUGCUUGAACCUGCUCGCCAUGCAGCCAUCCACCCCCAUCAGUGCCUACCAUCACAUAAAGAUCAUCCAUAAGUAUAUACAUACACACAAGGACACUAUGAAAAUAUGUACACACAUGUUUACACAUCCCGUCCAAUCGAUUUUCUCUAUUCUAAAAUUAUCAAAAGCAAGUAUUUCUCUUAUUCUAACAUGCACUCUUAUCUUUCACUCGCUUUCUCACAGCUAACGCAAAUGUAAUGUAAUGUAAUGGGAAAGCAGCGUAAGAGAGGAGAAAUUUAACUUGAAGAAAAACAACUCAUUCAAGAUUAAAGAAUAGAAAAAUUCGAUUGAAUAUUACGCGCGCGAUAUAUUGCGCGAACACAUUGAUAUAACACGACAUGUUUACACUUAAACAGAAAUAUUUUCGCGUCCAUAGUUGGGUGAGUUUCUAUGGAAAAUAUUCGAUCGAUAACGUUAAGAAAAUUAUUCUAUAAACAAGUGUAAAUAUUGAGUAACUAAUGAGUGUUAUAUAUAAAUAGAGCAUAUAUCCUCGAUAUACCAUCUGGAUGAAUUAAUCAAUUAAUAUGAUGUAUUUGAUAAUUUUGUCAUUG